Messenger RNA from Strongyloides ratti, 639 nucleotides. RefSeq lists its product as hypothetical. Bases 1 to 639 code for a protein of 212 amino acids. The record is from RefSeq and is a predicted model, not a curated record. The transcript is spliced from 2 exons. Lineage: Eukaryota; Metazoa; Nematoda; Chromadorea; Rhabditida; Strongyloididae.
AUGAUUUUUUUUUUGACUCAAAUAUUUUUUUUAACAUUAUUUACGAAUAUUAUUUUAUAUUUUACUAUUCAAUGUACUUCAAGUUGUAAAAAACUUUUCAGUCAAACAAAUACUGUAUCAGUUCAAAAAACUGCAAAUCUUUUUGGUGCUCAUAAUAAAAAAGUUGCUAAUGAAAUUACAGCUGUUAGACUACCAACAUGUACAUCAAUGAAACCUGAAAUUAUCCAACCAGUUGAAAUUACAAGAACAAAAAAAGAAGAAGAAAUUGCUAAAGAUAUCAUUGAUGACUGGGAACCAUCAAUUGAAGAUAUAAAGACAGUUGGAGCUGGUGGUCAAAAAAGUUGUGGAAUAAAUCAGAAAUGGUUAUUCAAACCACCUAAACCUGAAAAUUCAUAUACAAAAAAAACUAUGCCAUUACAAUCUUUAAAAUCUGUCAAUAAAAAAGUUAGUAAUAAUAAUUCAUCUAAAAAAGUUGGAACAAAAAUUUCAGAAAAGGAGAUUAAUACUGAUUGUAAACGACCACAACCUUCUAAAUUUGCUAGAACAUUAAGAGAAGAAGAAAUUGCCAGAGGGGAACGUAAAACAGUUUCUGCAAAAGAUGAACUUACACUUGAAGAGAUAUUAGAUGAUUGGGGAUAA